CCCAUUAUUUGCACCUGCACUAUAUUCUCAAAACACGGUUUUUUUUUGCCUUUGCGUCUAUAGCGAGCUGCUGGUUGACGGAAACAAACUGACUGCAGAUGUCUCCUAUGUGUGUUUAGGAACCAGCAGAACCAAUCGCGUUACUUUCACUUCUCUACGCAAUCCACGAUCACGCGAGGCGGGGCUUAGCACAAAAAGAAAGCCUGUCAUUGGCUUAGGCAAUACGAAGGAGGCUGUGAUUGGAGGGUUCUCCUGUCAAUUGCGCUGCUCGCUGACUGGUGUUGAAAUGUGGCGGGCAGCAAUAUGAAGUCAUGAAGAUGUCUCAUAAUAUGUAAAGACACCCAGAAGAACCCUGAUGUGAAGGACAUAUGUGUAUGUUGAUGGGUUUUCUAGCCAUCUGGGAGUCAUGGUGAUCUUGAGAGAAGGGAUCUGCCCUGGAAUAAACGAGGAAUUCAUUAAGGCCUUACAGUCAGAGGAUAUCAAAACAGGUGUUGACAAUGAUCAUCAAAUAGCAACAUUUGAGGACUUUGUCUCAUGUAACCCAGAAGAACUUGCACAAAAGUGUUCAUUGUCUUACAAGGCUCUAGUAGCUGUUCGACGUGUGCUCUUGGCUCAAUACACAGCUUUUCCCGUCUCUGGAGCUGAUCUCUAUGAGGAACUCUUGAGCGCCACAGCAAUCUUGUCCACUGGCAAUCCCAGUUUGGAUAAGCUGUUGGAUUCUGGGCUCUACACGGGGGAAAUAACUGAGCUGACAGGAAGUCCAGGGAGUGGGAAAACACAGGUGUGUUUUAGUGUUGCAGUGAAUAUAUCCCACCAGCUGAAGCAGACAGUGUUUUACAUCGACACAAAGAGUGGUAUGUGUGCGAACCGACUGCUUCAGAUGCUACAAACCAAGACCCCCAAUAUGGAGGAGCAGAUGGAGGCACUUCAGAAAAUCAAGGUGUUCAGAGUAUUCGAUGUCUUCUCUUUGCUCGCAUGUCUUCAACAUCUGAGAUCAAAUGAUCUUCAGAAGGCGUCUAUCGGAGGUGGUUCAGUCAAAGCGCUGAUGGUGGAUUCGGUCUCUGCUGUGCUCUCAUCCAUGCUCGGAGGGAAACAGAAUGAGGGUAUGUCUUUGCUGAUGCAAGUUGCUGGGGAGCUGAAGAUGAUCGCCAAAGACUUCAACAUUGCUGUGCUGGUGACAAACCAUGUGACCAGAGAUGGGAAUGGGCAUUUGAAGGCUGGACUGGGACAGUCAUGGAGUCAUGUGCCACGCACACGUGUGCUCCUGCAGAGAGUGGAGGACGCUGAGACUUCAUCCUUACGAACCGCAACUCUGACCAAAUCAUCACGACAGGCUUGUCAUCUGGUAGAGGAGUUUGAUCUUUGUCACUGGUCUGAAGAGAAGAGAACCUCCAUUUCAGGCAAGAGGAAACUAGAGGAAAGAAGUAAACCUUGACAAAAACAAAAAUCCACUGUUUUCAGUGACAACACAAAUGGCUGGUCUUAUUUGAUUUCAAACAGACUAUGUAGGAGGUCUAUUUAGAGUCAGUGUAAAUAUGUAUAAUAUUUCUACAAACAAUUUCUGUUGUGGUCUUUGACAAGUGUUAAGACAUGUUAUUUCUUUGAAUGAAUUUUUUUGUAUAUGUACUGUUUAAUCAAGUCAAAAUGACCUUGCAUUCUUUUUUCUAAAAAAAAACAUUUGCAUAAUGUUGGCAUCUUAUAUAUUAAAUGAAAUUGAGAAAAAAAAACAGAUUCAUUGUCCUCGGUACCACCAGUAAAACUGCACAUUAGUGACCAUUUUCAAUGGAAAAACUAAAUCCAUUUUUGCAUUAAUUCUGCAACUCACCUCUGUGUGUCAGUAUAACUCCAAAAAUAACUGAUUAGACAAGAGACUCAUAAAAAGACACUCAUACAAUCACUCAUGUUGGAGAACAGAACUGCUGUUCCCUGUUGUGUGCUCACACUUCAGGUACAAAUCAAUUUCUUUGUGCAUAAAAGGCUUGUUUUAAUUAGAAUGUUGAAAUUCUACACAACUACCAUUACUAAGCUAGAGGGCUCUUACCCAAUUAACUCUACACAAUUAUUCAUUCCACAAUCAUGCCUUAUGGCUGUUACUAUUGUAUUGUUGAUUACUCAUCCUGUGCCCAAGAGCAUACUCCAUACAAACAUCCCUUUCAAAACAGAUAAAUGACACCUCAUCAUGAAGUCAUCAAAAUCAUUAGUUAUCGACCUCUGAAGAAUAAGCUUAUAAUAUGAGUGGCAGCAUUGGCCAAUGACACCAAGGUUUAAAAUGAUAAAUAUAGGAAUUCAUAAUGAGAAAUAAAUGUCAAAACCAACAAAAUUGAAAACAGAUAGCUUUCUAGUACAAUGUGUGUAAUACCACAAUGUGGUAAAGCUAA
Messenger RNA from Carassius auratus (goldfish), 2378 nucleotides. RefSeq names its product RAD51 paralog D (gene rad51d). The record is from RefSeq and is a predicted model, not a curated record. Bases 407 to 1435 code for a protein of 342 amino acids. NCBI's taxonomy places the organism in Eukaryota, Metazoa, Chordata, Actinopteri, Cypriniformes, Cyprinidae. Gene Ontology annotation, molecular function: ATP binding; ATP-dependent DNA damage sensor activity; four-way junction DNA binding. Gene Ontology annotation, cellular component: Rad51B-Rad51C-Rad51D-XRCC2 complex; replication fork; microtubule organizing center. The transcript has 11 exons. Gene Ontology annotation, biological process: reciprocal meiotic recombination; DNA strand invasion; double-strand break repair via homologous recombination.